This is a messenger RNA of Durusdinium trenchii, 1936 nucleotides long. The record is from the annotation of a GenBank genome assembly. Lineage: Eukaryota; Dinophyceae; Suessiales; Symbiodiniaceae.
AGAACCUGUUUAUUAGGAAGUGUGGAGGUUACGUGCUGCUCACGUAGAUCAAGAUGCUUGUAUAGACCGUUUUAUCGAGAAAAAGAUCAAUAUUUUUUUUCCUGGUACUUUUGCGUAUUUUGUGAUCACCGCACAGCAACCAGUGACGAAUUUGACCGUUGUGCCCGGCUGCGGCUUGCGUCUCCUGGCCGCUUGGCACCCUCUCAAGGUGUUGAUCCAAGCAUCCAAUUGUCAUCCUCGCGCCGCAUCUCGUUGCACUUGUCUCAUGGCAGCGCUCUUGUCCCGCGUCGACACUGACAGCGAGCCGGAGCUCGUGGUGUCCCGGCGAAGCUGGCCUACAGUGAAGCGCACCUUGGCCGUGGCCGGUGUGCUGGCCGCGGUCUUGGGUGUGGCCACCUGGCGCCAGUCCAACCAAUGCCUCAACCUUGGCGGUUUGCAGGGGAAGACUGAGGUGGAAAUGGAUGCGGCUCUCCAGCACACGGCUGAAAAGCUCAUGAAGGGCCCGGAAGCCCACAAUCGCACCCUGGCGGAAGACACGGUCUUGCGGGCGAUGAAGCAUGCGGGCCAUGAUGCACAGAAGAACUGGGAGGAGCACCAUAUCCGAAAGUUGGACACCUUGGCCACCUUGAAGGAUAUCCAGGCGGUGAAAGACUUCCGCCGGGGACAGCACAACGAGGAGGCGGGGAACAUCGAAUGCGCCUUCAACGUGCUUGAGGCCUUUGUCUCGGUCAUGGGCAUGGGCGACGACAUCAACGGCAUCAUCCGCACCUGCCCUCCACCCCGGGACGGUGAGUCCGAAUUGGCCUGCCAGGUCGAUGCGUCGAUCUUGGUGGCCUGGGUGGGCAACUUGGCGGCGAAGAUCUCCUUGGCGGCCUCCAACUGCGCCUUGACGCUCAACGUGGACUCCGUCUGCGCGGCAGGCGUGACGGGCGUGGUCUCCGCCUUCGGCGAGAUCUCCGCCGGCGCAUGCUUGGGUGCCGUGACUUGUUCACCGACCCCUCCAGCCUUGACCACCACCAAGAUCAGUGCCUGGGAGGACCAGGACAGAUGCGGACAGAGUGUAGGGUGUGUCCUGGGUGACCAGACGGUGCGCGGUGCUGCACCGGGACGACGUCUGUUGAUCGGCGAGGGAACCAUCGGCAACGGCGUGCAGUGCGGCAUCGACGUGGGCAUGGUGGCCGCCAACAUCGCGAACAUGGGACUUGCCAUCAACAAGGCCGUCAACGUGAACCGCUGCGGGAAGUUCGCCACGGAGAAGCAGCCUCUGAACGUCCUCAAGGGCAUCCCCGAUGCCUUGUGCACCGUGGACAUUGCGGGAGCUGUGGCUUACAUCAGUCAGGUCGUGACCUUCAUCAACCUCAUCGUGGUGCACUGCCAGGACUUCUUGGACGUGAACGCCUUGUGCGCCGGCUCCAUCGCCGCCAUCACCACCGGCGCCUCGGCCAUCGCCGCCUACAGCGGCGCGCUGCACGCGGCCUGCCGCUACAACGGGCUCCUGAAGCAGCCGAAGGCCGUGGCGAAGAUCAACGAGCUUUGGACGUUGCCCGAUCCUCUCCACCGCCGCCUUGAGGAGACGGAGGCAGAUGAGCCCACGCCUGCCUUGGAGGAGAGCCUGAAGACCAUCCGUGAGACUCGCAAGAACUUGGAUCAACACUUGGCCCAUUUGGGGAUGAACUUCUCCUCCUUCAACACCUACAGCCAGGCCGACAAAGAGACCUUGCUGAACCUGAUGGAAGGCGGGAUGGAGAAGCCUCGUGCCGCCUGGCCCUUUCAGGAGUGCUAAGGGAGCCGAAGAUCGCUUCCUUAGGCGCUGAGCUGAGUGCUGCGCUGCGUUCGUACGAACCGGGGGAGAGUGGACUCCCGUGACCGGUGUCGGGGGUGGAGAACUGGCUCAGGGCCACUGAGGGGCCACUGGACAAGCGUAUUUGGGGACGGC